AUUAGAGUGGGGAUAGAAAAGUUUGUACGGUGUGGUACGAUAAGAUCGGGCAAAGUUGAUAAAUAGAACGGUAUACUGACUCGGAGCGGUAUUUGGUCGCGUGACGCCGAGGCGUGCGCAUCUAACCGAAUCGUUGGCACGGUGAGAGUUCACAUUGGUCAAAAAUCAAUUUUACAUUCGUCGCAUUCAAUUUUUCUGUCAAAAUUCGGAUAGCAUCGAAAUAUAGUCGAGAGCUUAACAUCGAUAUGUUGAGAAAAUUAUUAAGCAAAUCUGGUCGGAGACUACUUAGGGCUAUCAAGAAAUUAUCGACGAAAAGUCGCAAGGCAAAAAAGUCACGAAAUUUGAGUUCUUGGCACUCGACUAUACCGGAAUACGAAACAGAAUCUCUUUCAUGGUCUUUAUUAUCUCUGGAUACGAAAAGUAUCGACACAUUCACAACUUAUGUUGCCGAUAAUUCUGAAGACAGCGUUUCGAUGUGUUGUUAUUGCGACGAAUACGAAGAAAAUCAACGUAACGAAAACAUAGAAAACGAAAUGAUGAUCUAACAUAUACGAUGUUACGAUGAAUAUUUCAUCCAUAUAAUUAUUUUUAUUUUAUUUUAUUUUAUUUUUUUUUUAAAUACCGAUAUAACUUCGAGAUAUCAUCUCAAAAGUAUGUAUCUACUGUGAAAAGAUCGACGAGAAACAUCGAAGACGUUUCGCGAUCCAUUUUAUAAAAUAAUCGAAUGCGUUUAAUUAUUUUUUGAGAUAUAUAUAUUUUCAUAAAGAUUCUUUUGAGAGGAUCAUAAAGGACCAUAUUCUUUUCAAUCAAACGUAAAUAAGAUACUUUCUUUUAAAUAACGAUUAAUGCAACGAACCGUUUAAGAGGUUAUAUUUCUUCGUAAUAGGUUAAUGCGUUUUUCAAAAUAUUAUACUAUUAUAAAUAUGCACAUAUUCUAAAUUAAGUUUAUUAUAUAGGUAUUUUCGUUUAUGAUAUUGAAUAUAUAAAAUAAGGACGAUAUACAUAGUUCUAUCAGUUUUUCAAAGAGGGAUUAUAUGUAUAUCACGAUUCAUGUAUCAGUUAGUUUUUUUGCUUAGUACUUACUUAUUUAUUUUAAUCUCAAUUUGACUUGGUACUUUAAUCGUUAAAUCAUAAGGGUGAAAAGGGGAAAAGUGCAGAAAGGAAAGAACGUUUCUUAUCUUUUCCUAUUGUUUUAAAAACUAUCGAUGCGUGUACACGAAUGUAUGUAUAUACGAAUGAUCUGUCGAUAAUCUGUUACCAUCGAGGUGAUUUUAAGAUAUUAAGAUAUUCGUCGUUGAAAAUAUUUUCCGUGAAAAUAUUAUAUUUUCUCACACGGUGUACAUAGAAAUAUCACUGUUGUAGAAUAGAUUUAAUUUUGAAAAUUUCACUGUUUAAAAAUAAUACAGAGUACAUACUAUAUACGCUAAAGUGCAUUGCAACGAAUGCAAGGUAUAUAAUAUAAUAUUAUACUCAUAUAUUUUCUCACAAUAUUGUUCUCAAAUUGCAUAAUUUUUAUAAUUAAAAAAAAUUGAUUGUAUCGAAUCAUUUUAUUCGGUUUUUUCGUAAAAUAUUUUUCGAAAACUAUGAUUUUAGGAUAUAGGAUUUGUACACGAUAUGUAUAUAGAAAAAUCACAUGAAUAUAUUAUGUAUAUAUAAUAGUUAUACGAUAUGUGCGAUAUGUACAUAGAUAUAUGAACGAGUCACGAUUCUUUUAAUGUAACGUAUGUUCGACGAGGCUGUGACUUUUUAACGGAUGCGAAUGUCGUAUAAAUAAAAUAAUUUUCUCGAGGA
This is a messenger RNA of Apis florea (little honeybee), 1791 nucleotides long. RefSeq lists its product as uncharacterized. The record is from RefSeq and is a predicted model, not a curated record. Lineage: Eukaryota; Metazoa; Arthropoda; Insecta; Hymenoptera; Apidae.